AUGCAGGCCAGCAUGUCAUCCGCCAACACACGGAAGCGUUCGCUGGUGAACGUUCUGGCCAGCGACGAGCCAACGCUCUGGAUACAGCUCGCAGAGGACACCGCAGCCGACGGCGCCAGCUGCGACAGUGCAGCCGACGGCGCCGCUCCGGCGCCUGCGCCGCCGCAGCAGCCGCCGACACGCAUCCCCGCGCAUCGCGAGUUGCUGCGAUUCAACUGCACCUGGAUCCGUGACUUGCCGCCGGGGGACACUUGGGACAUCAGCAGCCUGGUCAUUGACGGCCAGCGGGUGACGCGGCCGAUGUUGGUCGCCUGGCUCGGGGCCGUGUACGCUGGCUCGACCUACUGGGGCGACACCGGCGUCCCGCCGGCCGAGGAGGGCGAGGUGGACGGGGUCCUGCUGCUGCGGUUUGCUGACGCCGUGGGCAGCAGCAUCCGCGUCGUGCGUGAGUGCUACGCGACUUGCAGGGAGCAGCUGGCCAGGUUGGAGGUGCUGGUGAAUGGGGAGCGCACACGCUUGAAGCUGGACGGCAGAUUCUACAACUUUCAGUUCCACAAUCGCAGCUUGGCCCUCGUCGAAGGCACCUUCGUCAUGAAGAGAGUGAUUGCAGAGCUGCCCCUCAGAGAUCCCGACGCGGACGCCGCUCAGGUCGAUUAUGAUGUUGACAGGGCCGUGGCAGAGCUGCAGCGGAACCUGGCAGCUCAGCUGGAGCGGCUGCUGCACAUCGCGUACAGCCUGGGGCUCGGAGAGCUGCAGGCGCGCGUUCACAACUUCAUACACGCCAACGUGGAGAUGCAGGUGGCAGAGGGCGAGGAGCUGCAGGGGCUGCUGCCCGUGGACUUGCUGCGGGAUGCGGUGUAUUCUGAGCGCGUCAUGGCGGCGGUGGACAGGCGGACGCUUAAGGACGCGUUGCUGCAGUGCGUGCUGUGGGUGCCGUGCGACCUAUCACGCGCGGACGGGCUGUUUGGAGACGCACCGAGCGCCACAGUCACAGUUGCGGGGGACGGCCGUGCCGCGGGUGGUGGCGCUGGCAACCAGGGUGGCGGCCAGGGCGCUGGCGGUGGCGGCCUCGAAUUCGAUGACCAUGGGGUCGCGCAGCCCGCGUGGCGCCGCACCACCGUGGAGGGUGUGCUGCAGCAUGACUAUCACGGCACACACGCGGCCACAAGGCUCAAUCUGCAGUUCAAGUUGGGGGAGGGGCGGUGCGACAUACGCGAUCCCCGCAGCCACCUCGAUGGGAGAAAUCUGCCUGCCACUAUCAUGCUGGGAAUGCGCCUGAAACAGUGA
This is a messenger RNA of Monoraphidium neglectum, 1287 nucleotides long. RefSeq lists its product as hypothetical. The transcript has a single exon. Lineage: Eukaryota; Viridiplantae; Chlorophyta; Chlorophyceae; Sphaeropleales; Selenastraceae. The record is from RefSeq and is a predicted model, not a curated record. The coding region runs from base 1 to 1287 and encodes 428 amino acids.